This is a messenger RNA of Apis dorsata (giant honeybee), 1686 nucleotides long. RefSeq lists its product as uncharacterized. The record is from RefSeq and is a predicted model, not a curated record. Bases 331 to 789 code for a protein of 152 amino acids. The transcript has 3 exons. Gene Ontology annotation, biological process: sleep; positive regulation of voltage-gated potassium channel activity; regulation of synaptic transmission, cholinergic. Lineage: Eukaryota; Metazoa; Arthropoda; Insecta; Hymenoptera; Apidae.
AACAUUGUUCGAAAAAUUUUAACCAAUUAAUUUUUUUCUUACUCCUACUUCCUCGACUCCUUUAGAUAUCUUAUAGAGGGUUAUUAAUGGCGCGUGAGUCGCGCGUUUAUUGGUCCAUUCCUUAUGCCUCAAGAAUCGAGGAGAAGGAGGACGUCGCCGUGUACACGGACGGACAAAAAAGGGGGUGUUGGCUGUUUCAGUAACGCUGUGAACAGUGACGCUAUCAGUUCCUCUCUGCCUAUUUCUGAACCAUCACAUGCCCCAAUAUAGAUUUCGUGAUUGGUGUUGAUCGAUUGUAUCGAAGAGGAUAUCUUGACAAGUAGUGGAGAUAUGUCGUCGACAUUGAGUUGGAUGUUGGUCGUGUUUGGCGUGAUCGUUUCGAUUCAAUCAGGUUCAGCUUUACGAUGUUGGGAUUGCGCUUCCAACACCAACCCUUUAUGUGGUGAUCCGAUGAACGUCACUGAUCAUCAUGGCACAUUCCAUACAAAAGUAUGCGAAUCUGGAACUUACGAGACGUCGAAACAAAUUUGCCGAAAAAUCGUGAAAAGAGAAAAUGGCGAAAGAGUGGUGAUUCGUCAAUGUUCAACACCGAACGUCGAUGAAGCAGACAUUGUGGAUGGUUCUUGCAGCGCAACCGCGACUUCAAUUCGAAAUUUAAUGGAAUGCUAUAUUUGCAGCACAGACCUCUGCAAUUCCGCAAUGGGAGUAUCGGUUACACAAUCUCUCUUCAUGGUCACGUUGACUAUUAUCGGCUACCGUUACCUACAAUCGAAAUACAUCGCCCUUUAAUGAAAAACUUUAACCUAUACACAUUUUCCACUUUGAAAAAUAACCGCGGAGUAAGUGUGCCAUUUUAAACGAUCUUAAAUUAUUACUAUCUUAAAUUAUAUGAAUUGAAACAUAAUAAUGAAAUGUUCGAUUAUGGUAGUUUUGGUUAAUAAUUAAUUAUCAAUUUUAGAAGUCGUUUCGAAAUGAUUUUAAAUUAUACGAAUUGAAACGAAGGUUCGAUUAUGUAGUGUUCAUUAAUAACAAAAUUAUUGGUAUAUUGGUAAUAAUUAUUGGUAAUAACAAAACUAUUAAUUACUAAUCCUAGAGAGCGCAAUUUUAAAUAAUUUUAAAUUCAAAAAUAGUAAGAAAAAUUCCAGUAUCGUAAUCUUGAUUAAUAAUCAAAUUAUAUAUAAUUGGAAAUUAAUUAAAUUUUUAUUCGAUAUUGGAGAGAGCGCCUUUUUAAAAGAUCUUAAAUCUAACAAUGUGUUAAUGCUUCGUAAAUAAAUUUUAUCACAUGUAAUUUACUUCUUAUCGCGAUUAUAACCAUUUUUUUGGCCAAAUUAUCGAUUAAAUCGCUAUUCUAGACAUGUGUAUCUAUUUGAAAAUCUUAUUAAGAUGAUAAAACGGUGUAUUAAAAUGAUUUUAAGCGCGCACAAGUUUGUUAACUAUUUUAUAGUUAGGCAUAGUUCGUUAGUCACGUAUUAAGUAGAACAAGUUGACAUAUAAUGGAGUAGUUGCAUCACCGUGCUGAAAGCUUUAUUUAAUCUAAUCGUCUAUUUAACGAUAACACGAUUUCCGUAAAAAAAAAGUAAAAAUAAAAAAAAAUUUAUAUUAAAUGAAACGAUGAUAUUUUUGUACAAUGUGUAUAUAGAUUUAACACGUGUGACGUGAUUGUAUAAUAAAGGAUUGUUAACUCGA